AUGGGCCCCUCCUUCUUCCGCGAGAUAUACGACAUCGAUACCCUCGAUACUCGUUUCAUGACCUCGUCGUCCGUUCCGUACCGUACCGUCAUUGAAGCCCGUAGCGAUCCCGAUGCCGUGAAGGAGGCUGCCGACAAAGCGCAAGCUCGUGCACCACUGCCAAAAUGGCAGACACCAGAGUUCUACCUGUACUAUUUGGUAUUUUUGUGGGCGGUACCGUACAUGUUUUGGGUUGCGUAUAGCGUGUCGAGGCCUUCGGACCCCCGAUAUCCCAAAUACGAACGUUUUCUCUCCGAUGGUUGGAUACCUGGCCGGAAAAUCGACAUUUCAGAUAUACAGUAUCACACCUUUCGAGGCAACUUGCCGUACAUGGCUGCCUUGCUAAUAUUCCAUCCACUUUUGCGGACAGCCUGGAAUUCGAUUUACAGCGGUGCGAGCAAGGGCCGCCAGAGUUCUGCGCGACUAGAACAGCGAGCCUCGUUUGAUUUCGCGUUUGCUAUCCUAUUCUUGAUCAUCUUGAAUGGCAUUUCGGCGCUCAAGGUGCUGCUGAUUCUGUACCUCAACUUCCAGAUUGGACGCAAACUUCCGCGCAAGUACGUGCCUGUGGCGACCUGGGUCUUUAAUAUCUCAACCCUGUUUGCAAACGAGCUUUGUGAAGGCUACCAUCUGAGAAAUGUUGCGAGCCACAUCUCUCCACCGGUCAAGGUCGGCGCGACGGGGGAUGUGACAGACUCUCCGUUGAUGCAGACCGGCGCAUGGUUGGAUGGAUUCGGAGGUAUUAUGCCUAGAUGGGAAGUUUUGUUUAAUAUUACGAUUCUGCGACUCAUCAGUUACAAUAUGGAUUAUUACUGGAGCAUUGAUAAGAAGGCGUCGAACGCAUUGGAGAAGAAACAAUUGGACCCAGCAAACCUGUCUGAACGAGAUCGCAUCACCAUUUCAGCCGACCCCGAAGACUACUCGUUUCGGAAUUACAUCGCUUACGCCGUUUAUGCGCCUCUGUAUCUGGCCGGACCAAUCCUCACAUUCAACGACUACAUUUCGCAGCUUAAAUUCAAGCCGGCUAGUAUUGAGAAGCCACGCACAAUCCGUUACGGUAUCCGAUUUCUACUGGUUCUGCUUGCCAUGGAACUGAUCCUGCACUUUGACUAUGUCAGUGCCAUCAGUAUGGCCAGCCCUGUCUGGGGCGACUAUUCAGCUGCCGAGCUUAGUUUGCUGUCAUUCUUCAACCUGCACAUUAUCUGGCUCAAGCUCCUUUUACCAUGGCGACUCUUCCGUCUGUGGGCCCUGGUGGAUGGCAUCGAUCCGCCUGAAAACAUGGUCCGCUGCGUGAGCAACAACUACAGCACACAGCUGUUCUGGCGCGCAUGGCACCGUUCCUACAACCGAUGGCUGAUUCGGUACCUGUACGUUCCUCUGGGCGGCGCAUCCUUCCGCAACUGGGCCGCGGCGGCUCGAUCAACAUUGACGUUCUUCUGCGUCUUCACGUUUGUAGCCCUGUGGCACGACAUUCAACUCCGCCUGCUGAUUUGGGGCUGGUUGAUUGUGUUGUUCAUGGUGCCUGAAUGGACGGCGGCAUACCUUUUCCCCAAGCGGAAGUGGGAGAGCCGCCCUACAGAGUAUCGCAUGCUGUGUUGUGUGGGCGCCGUGGCCAACGUGCUGAUGAUGAUGGCAGCCAACUUGGUUGGGUUUGCGGUAGGUUUGGACGGAUUACAGAGUAUUAUUGCGGGGAUACUGCACGACUGGUCAGGGUUCAUCUUCUUGACGGUGGCUUGUGCUUGUUUGUUUGUGGGCAUCCAAGUCAUGUUUGAGAUUCGCGAGUCGGAAAAGCGCAAGGGUGCGACGCUGAAAUGUUGA
Molecule: messenger RNA, 1854 nt
Organism: Pochonia chlamydosporia 170
Lineage: Eukaryota; Fungi; Ascomycota; Sordariomycetes; Hypocreales; Clavicipitaceae
Product: glycerol:H+ symporter (Gup1)
Exons: 4
Coding region: 1-1854 (617 amino acids)
Biological process (GO): GPI anchor biosynthetic process
Cellular component (GO): endoplasmic reticulum
Source: RefSeq, a predicted model, not a curated record